AUGGCCGACAACAAUAUCUCCUACACGGUCGUACAGCAAGACGACGACAGAGAUCAGCCCUCGGUCCAGGAUCUGAAAAGCGCUCUGGAGAAUGGAAAGGACGAGGCCAAGAUCGAGACGAUGAAGAAGAUUCUGAUGAUCAUGCUCAACGGCGACCCUCUGCAGUCGCUGUUGAUGCACGUCAUCCGAUUCAUCAUGCCCUCGCGCAACAAGGCGCUGAAGAAGCUGCUGCUGAUCUACUGGGAGAUUUGUCCCAAGCACAACCCAGAUGGCAAGCUGAAGCAGGAGAUGAUCCUGGUCUGCAACGCCCUCCGAAACGACCUCCAGCACCCCAACGAGUUCAUUCGUGGUGCCACCCUGCGCUUCUUGUGCAAGCUGCGCGAGCCCGAGCUGCUUGAGCCGACCAUUCCCUCC
Molecule: messenger RNA, 414 nt
Organism: Polychytrium aggregatum
Lineage: Eukaryota; Fungi; Chytridiomycota; Chytridiomycetes; Polychytriales
Product: Clathrin/coatomer adaptor, adaptin-like protein
Exons: 3
Biological process (GO): intracellular protein transport; intra-Golgi vesicle-mediated transport; endoplasmic reticulum to Golgi vesicle-mediated transport
Cellular component (GO): COPI vesicle coat; cytoplasm
Source: RefSeq, a predicted model, not a curated record